Molecule: messenger RNA, 595 nt
Organism: Vollenhovia emeryi
Lineage: Eukaryota; Metazoa; Arthropoda; Insecta; Hymenoptera; Formicidae
Exons: 2
Coding region: 112-498 (128 amino acids)
Source: RefSeq, a predicted model, not a curated record
GAAUCUGAUCCUCCGUAUCCAAUCAGUACAACUUUUGCCCUGCACUCGCGCGGACCUCUGUUUCUGGUGAUCUCCGAAUCAAAUUCUCGUGUUCGUUCGUUGUCACUCAAUAUGGAAGAACAGUUUUUGAAUCCGUUGGAGGAUGACAGUGUACCGGAUGAUGUGCAAGAAAAAUUGGCCAAAGUAAUUGAAAGAUAUCAACAGAUGAGCGAUGAGGAAAAAGAGCAGUUCCAGCAGGGAGCCUUUGACGUGUUAACAAAGACUCUGCAAAAGUUACCCAAGAACACGAUUCUGCCCACGUGGCUCGCACCAUACCAGUCUUACAUUUUAUUCAUUUUUGCGGUAUCGAUUGUGGCAUUUCUACUCGUUAUUGUUUCGCGCAGACUGUAUAGCCGUGCAAAAGAACGAGAACAACGUCAAGAAGAAAAGCGGAAGCUUAGACAAGAGAAAAUAGAGAUGAAGAAGAAGAAAAAGAAGCUUGAGAAGAAGCAAACGUAAUAUGUGAUUGUACACGGUCAAUAUUUUGGCAAAAAGCAAUUCAUUGACGAAUAGGUGAACGAAUUCUUACAAUAAAUUUGAAACAUAUGUUUUACAA